AUGGAAUACUACGCUUCUCAUCCUUUGACAUCACGCACGAUGUAAUGCCCCUUUUGAUCGGAAUAUUUGCCUAGUAAGGAAUUUUUUAGGGAUUUUUAUCAAUUUUUUUCCUCGCUAAAUAUUUGUUAAAAGAAACUUUAAAAUCAAACUAAUGCCUCACGAGGAAAAAUAAUUCGACCAAAAAUACCGAGGAAAUGCCAUACUAGGGAAAUCUUCUAUCAAAUGGCAUACAACCCGUACGAUGGACUUAUCAUCAGCUCGCUCGCAUAUUGACACUUUAUUUCAAGAGCAAGAAUUCGAGCAGAAAGUGAUCGGAACUGAAUUAAUCCGCUGAAUGCAACUCACAAUUACACUAAUAGUAGUCCUUUUUUUGCUCAUUUUUUGUAUCAACUUAUCAAUGCCUUAUGAAAUUGCUAUUAUCCCCUUAAUUCUUUACGAUUUAUUUUUGCUUGUUCAAAUCAUAAUGCAAAGAAAAAACCAAUCAUCGUAAUUUUUAUAAAGACUGACUUUUUUAAAGCGAAAUAUAAAAGAAAUAGCGGAACAUCUAGGGAAUCUUAUUUUUAAAUUUGGAGUUAUUAUUUAUUUAUCAUAUAGAGACACUUCAUUUUUGCUGAUAUCUACACCAAUAUUUGUAACAACUGCUAUACGAUGGAUUUUCAAGCCAAAUACUCACUCCCCCAUUUAAAUUGAAAAAAUGUCUAAUUUUUUGGUAAGUAAUUCCUCUUUAAAUUUUAAUAAAAAUUGUUUUUUGAUAAAAAUAGUAAUUCUAAUAAAUAGUUUUAACCUCAUUUAAUGGAUGGACUGCAGUAGAAUGCUAUUUGAACAUUUGGCAUGCUGAGAUGAUUAAUAUUUUAAAUUAAUGCUUUAUAAAAAUAAAUUAAAAAUCAAAAAUAUCACAUUAAUUUAAUUUUUUAAUUUUAAAAUAAUUAUAAAUUUGUAUUUUCAUUUAAAUAAAAUUUUAACCAUUUUCAAUUGGAACAGGAUACUCAGUUGAGUGCCAAGCAUUUUCAGCGAUAAUUCGCUUAAUAGUAAGAACACUGAAACUUCUAGCAAUUUUAUCAAUAGGAUUGAAGCUGGAUCAUAGUGUUUCAUGAAGCUGAAUUACAACAUUUUGGCCUGUUUGACUAGGAUCAAGCAUUUUAGCUAUUGUAGGCCUUGGGAUGGUUUUAUUACUAAUAAGCUCAGUUUGUUCUUUUAUAUCUGGCCAAGGAUCAUAUAUAGAUAUUGUUUCUUCCUCAUGGCUUUUAUCUGUAACUUGAGCUAGCUCAUUAUCCUUGUUUUAUUUUUUUUACUUUUUAGGACUAUCUCUUGAUGAAGGUGAUUGAAGCCAAAUGAUCGCCCCAAAUAUUGUAGUCAUUUUAGUGCUUAUUCUUCUGGUGAUUUUAACUAAAACCUGCUUUCAGUCUUUAAAGUAAUUUUUAAGCAGAAUCUGGUGGCAAGACUUUUUUUCUAACCAAGAUGAAGAUAUAAAUCACAUGCCAGGGGCUGUGCACGAUAUAGUCAGUGAAACUGACUGGCACGGGGUGCUUUUGGCUCGAAACUGAGCCAAAAGCACCCCGUGCCAUUCAGUGUCACUAACUAUAUAAAUUCUCCCUCCCAAACAGUCACAGAGCAGAUAAUUUCUAUACUCAAAAAGCCACCAAAAUUCUUAGUUAGGGUGUCAAACACAUAUUAUAGCCCUUUUCUAUGAAUAUCCAUAGUGAUUUUAAUAUAUUUUUAAUAUACAAAAUUAUUGAAAAUUUUAUAUAAGCCAUGUGAUGAGGCUAAAGUUACACCUACAACUCCAAGGCAUAAAAAAUCAAAAUCUGAAAUGGUAGGGAGAAAUCAAAUACCUGCAGAAACAGUAGAAACUGAACCGAAAUAUACAAAUGUAUCAAUGGUAGAUGCAUCUAUUCACCAAUCAGUAGAUUUUUCGUCGAAUUCUACACAAAAAGUGUGUAUGAUAUGUUGCAGUGAAGAGCCAAAUGCAGUAAUUAUGGACUGUGGCCAUGGAGGCCUAUGCUAUAGUUGCUCAAUUGAGCUUUGGAAAGUUCAAAAAUGCUGCCAUAUAUGUAGAAGAGAAAUCAGCCAAGUCCUGGAAAUUUCAAAAGCGAGGUCUAAAAUUUUAAACGUGGUGAGUGUAACUGGAGUUGUUUAUGAAGACAACUCUGAUGAAUAA
This is a messenger RNA of Blepharisma stoltei, 2158 nucleotides long. The record is from the annotation of a GenBank genome assembly. NCBI's taxonomy places the organism in Eukaryota, Ciliophora, Heterotrichea, Heterotrichida, Blepharismidae.